ACUUCAAAUAAGACAUUCAUUUUCUAUGGUAACAUACUUACAUCGUUGCAGUCUUUCGUAUGGCAACAAGGAUGAAGAUGUUAAAAUCUUUAGGAAUUUUUCUCAGCGUAACAACUUUCGCGUUCGCGGACGUUGCAUCAGAGUUUAAAACUGCAAAUAUUCAACCUGAUAUAUUGCAAAGCGUUCCUACCGAGAAAAUCGAGGUCAAGUAUGGUAAAAACGUAGUUGAUCUGGGAACCGAAUUGACGCCUACUCAAACGCAAGAGAUUCCUGAAAUUCAUUAUAAACAUGAUGGAGGUGUUCUUUAUACGCUUAUUAUGACAGAUCCUGAUAUUCCAACAAGAGGAUACAACCGAGAGUUCCGUCAUUGGAUAGUUGGAAACAUACCUGAAGAAAAUGUUGCUAAAGGUGAAAUUAUUGCUGAAUACGUAGGACCAGCUCCACCCAAAGAUACUGGAAAGCAUCGUUACGUUUUUCUUCUGUAUAAACAAAAUCAAGGGGCUAUUACCUUUGACGAGAGAAGAUUGAGUAAUCGGGAUGGCAGAUUCCGUAGUCGAUUUUCAACGAAGAAGUUCGUGGAAAAAUAUAGUUUGGAGGGACCAAUAGCAGGGAACUUCAUGAAAGUUGAAUACGACGAUAACGUACCUUCUUAUCAUAAACGUUUAGGAUUAUAAAGUUUUCAUAUUUUAUACUGUGAGUUAUCUCAUAUCUCGUCUUCUAUUGUCUUCUCUUUUUUCUUAUAUGAAAAGUAUAAUAAUAAUAAUAAUAAUAAUAAAAGUAAUAAUAAUAAUAAUAAUAAUAGUAAUAAUAAUAAUAAUAAUAAUUGAAAUAA
Messenger RNA from Polistes canadensis, 832 nucleotides. Its product is annotated as protein D2-like. The transcript is spliced from 5 exons. The record is from RefSeq and is a predicted model, not a curated record. NCBI's taxonomy places the organism in Eukaryota, Metazoa, Arthropoda, Insecta, Hymenoptera, Vespidae. Bases 60 to 674 code for a protein of 204 amino acids.